CAGUCAGUCAGCCAGUGAGUCAGUCAGUCGGUCGGACAUCAGCUAGUGAAAUAGCCAGUCAGCAUCCAUCAUGGCUGUUAACAUCCCAGGAGUGAUAGCGAUGGUGUUUUUCUACCUGCUGGUCCUUGGGACCGGCAUCUGGGCUUCUUUCAAGUCCAAAAGUGAACAGAAGAAAAGUGCAGCCACUGGAACGGAGAUGGCCCUGCUGGGAAACCGGAGCAUUGGCUUGGUGGUGGGGAUCUUCACAACGACAGCUACGUUUGUCGGAGGAGGCUUCAUUGUUGGCACAGCUGAGAUGGUGUACACGCCUUCUAUGGGACUAACCUGGGUAAUGGUGAUGUUAAUGGCAUUCAGCUCAUCUUUUAUUAUUGUUGGCUUGGUGUUUGCAAAGCCAAUGAGAGAAAGAAGGUAUGUGACGAUGCUGGACCCUUUCCAUGCCAAGUAUGGAAAAGCACUAACAGCUGGACUCUGCUUGGUUUCACUUUCUCUUGAUGUGCUCUGGGUGCCCUUAAUACUCAUUGCUUUAGGAGGAACCAUGAGUGUGGUCUUGGAUUUGUCCUUCACUGCGUGCGUUUGGAUCUCUGCUGCUGUCGCCAUUACCUACACACUGCUGGGAGGUCUCUACUCUGUGGCCUACACAGAUAUUAUACAGCUUGUGCUCAUAUUCUUCAGCUUGUGGAUCUGUGUUCCCUUUGUUUUGAUGAACCCGUACUCCUUGGACAUUAGCCAGACACUGAUGAACAACACCUUACACGCUCCCUGGAUUGGUGCACCAGGGCUGGAAAAGACCUGGAUAAUGAUUGAUGAUUUCUUAUUCUUUGCACUAGGGAGUGUGGGAUGUCAGGGCUUCCACCAGAGGACUUUGUCGGCAUCUUCAACAUACACAGCCAAGGUCACUUGCUUUGUUGCGGCUGUCAUCUUCCCUGUAUUUGGGAUUCCUUCUAUACUGCUUGGGGCAGUCGCUGCAUCCACAGACUGGAACCUGACUUCCUAUGGUUCUCCAUCUCCAUAUGAACGAGGGGAAUCAGCUCUAGUUCUGCCCCUGACCCUGCAGCACCUCACCCCGUCCUUCAUCUCCAUCAUCGGUAUUGGAUGUGUGGCUGCCGCCGCGAUGUCAUCGGCUGACUCUGCUUUGCUUUCUGCAGCUUCUGUCUUCACCUCCAACAUAUACAAGAACAUCCUGAGGCCUCAGGCAUCAGACAGAGAGACUCAGUGGGUGAUCCGUGCUUCUGUCUUGGUAGUGGGCUUAGUUUCUACAUCACUGACCAACCUGGAAAACAGCAUCUUAUUGUUCUGGUUCAUUAGUGGUGAAGUGGCCUACGUCAUAAUCUUCCCUCAACUCGUCUGCGUCCUCUUCUUCAACAUCUCCAACGGUUACGGGGCUGUUAUGGGUUUCCUGGUGGGAACUGUGUUAAGACUGCUCAGUGGAGACCCAUUACUAGGGUUAACACCAGUCAUUCACUUCCCAGGAUGCACUCUUGAGGACGGUGUUUAUGUCCAGUACUCUCCAGUUAAGACCAUCUCCAUGCUGUCUGCCGUUGCUGCCAUCUUGUUUUUCUCCUACCUUGCUUCUGUGCUCUUCAACAAAGGCCUGCUUCCUGAGGAGUGGGAUGUGUUCAAAGUGAAAGCCCAGCACUCACCACAACCACUGACAGUAACAUAUGUUGCAACAGAACACGAAGAAGAAUUUGAGCAGAACACAGUCAGAUUUUGUAAGUGAAGUUGUAAGUGUUCCUGUGUGUAGCAGUAUCAGUUUUCUUGAAGCAUAAUACAGACUAGUAAAUACCAUAGACUGUAAAAAUAGAUGGACGACGCAUCUCCACUUCCUCCCACUGUACAAAAGUGAAGCCACAAUAUCCAGGAUACAGGUGCCACCAUUUUGAAAGUUGGGAAAUUUUGGAGUCUGUGCAGUGAUACGGCAGUGGAGAUGCGGUAUUAAAGUCCCGCCCAUACACCCGCUAAACCAAUCACGAGUCAAUCCCAGCUGUUAAUCAUGAGGUUUCACACUGUUUUUAUAGCAUCACAUAAC
Sander lucioperca (pikeperch) is the source of this 2029-nucleotide messenger RNA. RefSeq names its product high-affinity choline transporter 1-like. The record is from RefSeq and is a predicted model, not a curated record. Gene Ontology annotation, biological process: transmembrane transport; choline transport; acetylcholine biosynthetic process. Gene Ontology annotation, cellular component: plasma membrane. Gene Ontology annotation, molecular function: choline:sodium symporter activity. NCBI's taxonomy places the organism in Eukaryota, Metazoa, Chordata, Actinopteri, Perciformes, Percidae. The transcript has 8 exons. The coding region runs from base 71 to 1720 and encodes 549 amino acids.